GGGGCGGGGGCAUGGCUGGAGAAGGAAGGCCUCCUCGGCCUUGCGGUCGCCGCGUGUUUUCGGUUGCGAGGCGGCUCGCUCGUUCUGCGAUCUAUUGAGAGUGGCUUCCGACAACCCUGGGUUGAUGUCGGGGAGGGAGGGAAGAUGGCGGCCGUGGCGGCGGGCGGCCUGGUGGGAAAGGGGCGCGAUAUCAGCUUGGCGGCCCUGCAGCGCCACGACCCCUAUAUCAACCGCAUCGUGGACGUGGCCAGCCAGGUGGCUCUGUACACUUUCGGCCAUCGGGCCAACGAGUGGGAAAAGACUGAUGUGGAAGGAACCUUAUUUGUUUACACAAGGUCUGCUUCUCCAAAGCAUGGGUUCACCAUUAUGAAUAGGUUGAGCAUGGAAAACAGGACAGAACCCAUUACUAAAGACCUGGAUUUCCAGCUCCAGGAUCCUUUCCUUCUCUACAGAAAUGCCAGAUUGUCCAUUUAUGGGAUUUGGUUUUAUGAUAAGGAAGAAUGCCAAAGAAUUGCAGAGCUAAUGAAAAACCUAACUCAGUAUGAACAGUUGAAAGCCCAUCAGGGAGGUGGAACAGGAAACUCCCCAAUGAUCCUCAAUUCAGGAGAGAGCAAGGAAGUAGAUAUCUUAAGAAUGCUUACCAAGGCCAAAGAUGAAUACACCAAGUGUAAAACCUGUUCUGAGCCAAAACAGAUAACCAGUUCAUCCGCCAUCUAUGACAACCCCAAUCUCAUCAAACCAAUUCCAGUGAAGCCCAGUGAAAACCAGCAACAGCGCAUACCUCGGCCCAGCCAGACCUUAGACCCCGAGCCCCAACACUUGUCUUUGACAGCUCUCUUUGGGAAGCAGGACAAAUCCACCUGUCAGGAAACCGUGGGGUCCCCACCGACCAUCCACCAGCAGCAGCAGCACCAGGAGCCACUUCCCGUUAGGCAGGGGGUCGUACGCUCCCUCUCCUACGAGGAACCCAGAAGACACUCGCCCACCCUCGAGAAGCAGCUGUGUCCCGCCAUUCAGAAACUCAUGGUCCGGAGUGCAGACCUCCACCCAUUGUCGGAGCUGCCUGAGAACCGGCCCUGCAGAAAUGGCAAUACCCAUUCCGCUGGGGAAGUUUUUCUGGGACCUGUGCAGCCAGGGUCUACACAUAGUGUUGGAACUUCUCAGCGGGUACAAAGUGCUUCCGGAACUCAGAGCCUGUUGGAGAAGCUUCAGAGUGGCCCAAGGCCAGCAACUAAGUAUGAGCCUAGCACCGCAGCCCCUGCCAGCUCAGCUGUCCCAAACCUCAGCACCACCCUCCCCGCUGCCACCCCUGGCGCCCCAAUAAAGGGGCAGGCUCAGGCACAGGCAGGGUAUUUCAAUGGCUCCCUUCCAGCUCAGCCACUAGGACACCAGGUUCAUGGCAAAGAGCCGUCCACACACCCAAGACCCAUGCUUACCCACUCUGGCAAUCAGACUAGCAGUUCUGGAGUGAUCUCCCCUCAGGAGUUACUGAAGAAGCUUCAGAUUGUCCAGCAGGAGCAGCAGCUGCACACAUCUAACCGACCAGCCUUGGCAGCCAAGUUUCCUGUGGUAACUCAGGGCUCCAGGACACGGAAAGCUCUGGAGUCCUGGAUGGACAAGACAGCUGGCACAGAAAAGCAGACUCCUCUUUUUCAGGUAGAUAUCUUCAGGAGGGGGUAGGGGGAGGCGCAGGAGGUUGUACUGCUCUAGCGCUUCAUAAAUACUCGAUGAGACUUAGAAUCAGCCUCAGUGCUCUGGGGAUGCUUCCGUGUAGGACAGGGCACCACAAGCCACAUCUGGCACCUUGUUAUCCCCAUAACGUUCCUCCUGGAGAGACAGCCCUUUCUUUGCUUAGCCAUCUGGGGGCUUUCCUCCCUUAGGAGGUACUUUCUUUGUCAAGUUAAAUCUUCACAGUGUUACAAGGUCUGAAACAAACCCAUAGUCACGGAAAACAACAGAGAUGUGUAGAAAACGCCCAAAUCUUUGACUGUGAACAUUUCCCGUCCGCGUUGAAAUCAUUUGAGAUGCCAGACAUCUGGCCUCUUCUUCUUCUUUUAAAAUCAUUACUAUUUAUUUAUUUAGUCAGUAAAUAUUUCUGAGCACUUACUACAUGCCGGGCAUUGUGCUACCUGAGGGCAUGUACCUCAUCGUUUGUGAUGAGGCUUAAGUACUCACCCCUUCUGCAGGCACAUGGUCCUGGGUGGGGGUGCUUGAAGUCAACAGGAAAAACGUAUCACCUCCUCAAAGGUACAGGCUAUUUUUAUUUUUAUUUUUAUCACCACUGUAGCUUAAUGAAGAUCAAGAGAGGGGUAAGUAAGUUUGCCAUCUGACUCACCCUCCACCCCCUCCUACCACCGCCACACACACACACACAGUGCCAGUCAGGGGAAGAUACGGUGAGUUCUAGAAACACCCUGUCCUUCAGGGAAGGUGGCUCUCUAUGUAUCAGUAACUUGAAACAGCGAUGAAACCACAGCUAUUUGAUGGCCUGUGAGGAACAUUUGGAGAUCUGACUGAUUUUUUUUUUUCCCCAUUUGGAUUGGUACAAAUUCAUUGAAAAGGCAUUGGGUUUAAUAAUUAAGACAUUCUCCCUGCUUAUUACAGAUGUCAUCCUUGGUCCUUUUGUCAUGUUUUGGCAAGUAGCUUACAACAGUUCCUCAACAAGCCUUCACUUUUUUGAAAACAAAGAUGAUGGGCAUGUAGCAUAAGUCUUUGUGUAUGUGAGAGCCCGAGUCAAAGUGAUUUUGUUCUUUAUUUAUUACAGUCACAAAGGAAUGGUUGUUAGCUGCCCACAACCUCGUUUCGCUGCAUGGUGUCCCCUCUCUUUCAUACCUGCUUUUUUUCUCUUGGCGGGAUGGGACACUAGGAAAACUAGGACACUAGUUGGGACACAGGGAAGCUGGGGUUAGUACUUUGACAUUGGCUUCUGCAGACACAAUUCUCCUUUCUCUUGAGCACCCAAGUGUGGACCAUGUGCUCUUCCUCAGGGCGGGUGCUGGGACCCGCUGGGGCGGCAUCCGUGCUAGCUCCCUGGCUCCAUAUGGCAGAUAGGGACAGUUAAAGGAAACAAACAACCUACCUUCCUCCAAGCUUCUUUCUGACCACAAACAUAACGAGGAGGUGAAAUCACAGGAGCUUCUAGACUGCGGGCCUUUAUGGCCCCCUUCUCGUGAGUUCUUUUGGGGGCAUUAGAAGGCUGAUAAGUAACAUUCUUUUUUCUCACCUGCAUUAAAAGCACAUGAGAGCUAGCGGUAGGAGUCAGAUGAAGAGCAAAAUGUCACUUGCAUAACGGGAAAAGCUACUGGAAACUUGGUUUUAGAUUUUUAGACAUGCUCUCGGGGACAGACAAGUCACUGGCAGUGCCGAGCACAACCAGCCCUCCUGGACCCCAAUACUUGAGCUGGAGACACCAGCAGUGUAUGCUGUCCACAAGCGGGCACGUCCUCUCAGGAAGGGACACAGGAGUGGUGAACACUGGUCAGCGUGCCUGCCUCCCAGGGAGAAGUGAGCCAGCAGGCGGAGAGGCUGGGAAGCAUCCUCCACGUGGAGGAAAUGUGUGUGUGCCCCCAGCAAGUGCAGCAACUCCCAGGGGUUUGCUGGAGCUUGAGGUCAGACUAGGGACAACCAGGGAAAAGGCCAGGAGACUUAAAUGCAGGCUGCCAAGCGAUGGUAAGAAACCAGAAAGAUAAACUCUCACUCAGGGGGCGAGCUUCCUGUGCCACGGGGGCAGCACAGACCACCUGAGCUGCUUUGUAAUGAUGACAAAGGAGCCUGUGUUGAGAUCCGACCAGGAAUCAGGCUCCUGCAGGCUUUGCCCCUAUCCCUCCCUCCCCCGGUGGAGUGGCAACGAUUACUCUUGAGACCCACUUAUCUCCACGCUUGCCAGCCAGGGACCUCACUCCCCCUCUCCCUUUGAUCUUGAUGAGCCGGUACUUACUGCUGCCCUCUGUGUGUAUUUGCCGU
Messenger RNA from Mustela erminea (ermine), 3963 nucleotides. RefSeq names its product decapping mRNA 1B (gene DCP1B). NCBI's taxonomy places the organism in Eukaryota, Metazoa, Chordata, Mammalia, Carnivora, Mustelidae. Gene Ontology annotation, cellular component: P-body. The transcript has 8 exons. Gene Ontology annotation, molecular function: mRNA binding; enzyme activator activity. Bases 145 to 1680 code for a protein of 511 amino acids. The record is from RefSeq and is a predicted model, not a curated record. Gene Ontology annotation, biological process: positive regulation of catalytic activity; deadenylation-independent decapping of nuclear-transcribed mRNA; deadenylation-dependent decapping of nuclear-transcribed mRNA.